Molecule: messenger RNA, 1294 nt
Organism: Copidosoma floridanum
Lineage: Eukaryota; Metazoa; Arthropoda; Insecta; Hymenoptera; Encyrtidae
Product: beta-1,3-glucan-binding protein 1
Biological process (GO): carbohydrate metabolic process
Molecular function (GO): hydrolase activity, hydrolyzing O-glycosyl compounds
Source: RefSeq, a predicted model, not a curated record
UUUUUUUCGCUGAAUGAGGAAAACGUCUAAUACGUAAGUAUAUCUCAAGUCACGCAUAACAGAUGAAGCUGAGAGUUAGCACCAGCCAAAGACGGUGAUGGAGCCGUCGAGGACGCGCAGCAUCGGCAGCAACUCCGUCUUGGCGUCAUUGGCGAUUCUCCUCGCCUCGAUUAAUUCGAAUCGGGAAAACGUGUUCUGCGCGGCCGCUACGACCGGUCAUCUCAUCUUCGAGGAGAACUUUGACGCGUUCGAGCCGAGCAGAUGGAGCAGGGAGAUUAAAAUACCGCUCGAUCCGGAUUUCGAAUUCUGCACGUUUCACAAGCAUUGGGAAACGGUUGACUUUAGAAACGGGAUUUUUCGCAUCAAGCCGAGCUUGUUCGAAGACGAUUACGGAGAGGAUGCCGUUUUCAUCGGCCAAAUGCGACUGGCAGACUGUAGCAGUACGAUUCAACAAGAGUGUCAGCAACACGCGGCUUCGUACCACAUACUUCCCCCGAUCGUAUCCGCUAAAAUUGUAACGAAAAAUCACUUUGAAUUCCGAUACGGUGUCAUUGAAGUUCGGGCCAAGUUUCCCGAGGGAGAUUGGCUGUAUCCAGAAAUAUGGCUAGAACCACUGUACAAGAGCUACGACAAGCAAUACGCCAACGCUCGCAUCAAUUUGGGCCUCGCUCGGGGUAACGCCGUACUGACCCGGACCGGCAACAUAACCGAGGACUACGGCGCUCGGCUGCUGGAGUUUGGCGUGGGUUACGGCAACGGUGCCAAUUUUCAGGAAUCACUGGUCAAAAAAAUCAGCCCAAAGAACCAACCCUGGAACAAGGCAUGGCACGUCUACAAGACUAUCUGGACGUCACGUGGAUUCGUGUUUUACGUCGACGAGGAGGAAGUCGGCAGACUCACGCCCACCACCAGCGGAUGGUCCAGCAACGUGGACGCCGUUCCGGACAAAAUGAUGCCAUUCGAUGAGAAGUUUUACGUGACGAUUGGACUCGGAGUGGGUGGCAUUCGGGCUUUCCCGGACAACACGCAGACCGACUCUUACCUCAAGCCUUGGAAAAACGUGAACGCUAAAGCGAUGUUGUACUUCUGGGAAGCGAAGAACAAGUGGCUGCCAUCGUGGCAGCGCUAUGGAGGAUCCAAGGCAGCUUUGGAGGUAGAUUACGUGCGGAUUUGGUCGUUGGAUUGAAUCAGAGAGCAUUUAUUUAUUUAUUUAUUUAUUUAUUUUUUCUCUCGAUACGUGAACGUUUUUCAAUGCAUAAAUGAGAGACAAAUAAACUAAACUAAUUACCAUGUA